Messenger RNA from Loxodonta africana (African savanna elephant), 6519 nucleotides. It is a transcript of the gene GAB2, whose product is annotated as GRB2 associated binding protein 2. Gene Ontology annotation, molecular function: transmembrane receptor protein tyrosine kinase adaptor activity. The record is from RefSeq and is a predicted model, not a curated record. Gene Ontology annotation, cellular component: cytoplasm. NCBI's taxonomy places the organism in Eukaryota, Metazoa, Chordata, Mammalia, Proboscidea, Elephantidae. Gene Ontology annotation, biological process: signal transduction. The coding region runs from base 56 to 2092 and encodes 678 amino acids. The transcript is spliced from 10 exons.
CCGCGCCCGCGCCCUCGUCCCCCGACCCGGCCGCGGGCUCCAGUCGGCCGGCAGCAUGAGCGGCGGCGGCGACGUGGUGUGCACUGGCUGGCUGAGGAAAUCGCCCCCCGAGAAGAAGUUGAGGCGCUAUGCCUGGAAGAAACGCUGGUUUAUCCUGCGCAGUGGCCGGAUGAGCGGUGACCCAGAUGUUCUGGAAUACUACAAGAAUGAUCACUCCAAGAAGCCCCUGCGGGUCAUCAACCUGAACUUCUGUGAGCAGGUGGAUGCAGGCCUGACCUUCAACAAGAAAGAGCUGCAGGAUAGUUUUGUGUUUGACAUCAAGACCAGUGAGCGCACUUUCUACCUGGUGGCUGAGACAGAGGAGGACAUGAAUAAGUGGGUCCAGAGCAUCUGCCAGAUCUGUGGCUUCAAUCAGGCUGAGGAGAGCACAGACUCCCUAAGAAACAUUUCCUCAGCAAGUCACGGCCCUCGCUCUUCUCCAGCUGAGCUCAACAGCUCCAGUCAGCACCUUCUCAGAGAACGAAAAUCCUCAGCCCCUUCGCACUCCAGCCAGCCAACCUUGUUCACAUUUGAGCCCUCUUUGUCAAACCACAUCCAGCCCACUUUGUCCACCAGUGCACCUCAGGAGUAUCUCUACUUGCAUCAGUGCAUAAGCCGGAGAGCGGAAAAUGCAAGGAGUGCCAGCUUCUCUCAGGGCACCAGGGCCUCAUUUCUCAUGAGGAGCGACACAGCCGUACAGAAACUUGCCCAGGGCAAUGGGCACUGUGUCAACGGGGUCAGCGGUCAAGUCCAUGGCUUCUAUAGCCUUCCCAAGCCUAGCCGGCACAAUACAGAAUUCAGAGACAGUACCUACGACCUCCCCCGGAGCCUGGCCUCUCAUGGCCCCACCAAGGGCAGCCUCACAGGCUCUGAGACAGAUAACGAGGAUGUGUACACCUUCAAGACACCCAGCAACACCCUGUGCCGGGAGUUUGGGGACCUUCUGGUGGACAAUAUGGAUGUUCCGACCACUCCACUCUCAGCCUACCAGAUCCCUAGGACAUUCACGCUGGACAAGAACCACAACGCCAUGGCAGUGGCCACUCCUGGGGACUCAGCCAUAGCUCCUCCACCCCGGCCCCCCAAGCCAAAUCAGGCAGAAACACCUCGUUGGGGCAGCCCUCAGCAGAGACCCCCCAUCAGUGAAAAUAGUAGAUCAGUCUCUGUCGCUGCCACCAUCCCCAGACGCAAUACCCUCCCUGCAAUGGACAAUAGCCGACUUCACCGAGCUUCUUCCUGUGAGACCUACGAGUACCCCCAGCGUGGUAGAGAGAGUGCAGGCCGGUCUGCUGAGUCCAUGAGUGAUGGAGUCAAUUCUUGCCUGCCAGGGAAAACAGUUGUGGGCCGAUCGGAUAGCACCAAUUCUGAAGACAACUACGUACCCAUGAACCCAGGUUCCUCCUCCAUGGUGGCCAUGGAGCGAGCAGGUGAUAAUUCCCAGGGCGUCUAUAUCCCCAUGAGCCCAGGGCCCCAUCACUUCGACUCGCUUGGCUACCCCUCCACAGCCCUUCCUAUGCACCGAGGCCCCAGUCGAGGAAGUGAGAUCCAGCCACCCCCUGUCAACCGCAACCUCAAACCUGACCGGAAAGCAAAGCCAACACCACUUGACCUGAGAAACAACACUGUCAUCGACGAGCUUCCCUUCAAAUCACCUGUCACCAAGUCUUGGUCUAGGGCCAUCCACACCUUCAACUCAAGCUCCUCUCAGUACUGCCGCCCCAUCUCCACGCAGAGCAUCACCAGCACAGACUCAGGAGACAGUGAAGAGAACUAUGUCCCUAUGCAAAACCCAGUGUCUGCAUCUCCUGUUCCCAGCGGCACCAACAGUCCAGCCCCUAAGAAGAGCACUGGCAGCGUCGAUUAUCUGGCCCUGGACUUCCAGCCGAACUCUCCAAGCCCCCACCGCAAGCCAUCCACGUCAUCAGUCACUUCCGACGAGAAAGUGGACUACGUUCAAGUGGACAAGGAGAAGACCCAGGCCCUGCAGAACACCAUGCAGGAGUGGACAGACGUGCGGCAGUCCUCGGAGCCUUCCAAGGGCGCCAAGCUGUGACGCAGGGGCCACUGAGCCCGGGGAGGGGCCAGGAGGCAACAUCUCCAGUGCUGGCUUCUCCCCAUCUCCCUCCCUCUUCGCUCCCAGUGCCCCCUCCCACCCACCUCUUCUUCCACUCCGCCACUCUCAGCCUUCAAAGCACUUGACAUCAGGGACCCUGAACCCUUCUCCUGGGAGGUGAGGGCCUGAUUGAGGCACUUCCUCUGCCCACUCUGGGCCCACCUUUGAUUUUUAUCAGUAAUGGCUAUGCCUCCAUCCACCUUAGUUAGGAGCUAUUGCCAAAAAGCAUCCUUCAGCCUCUUUCUGCCCUUUAGACCUGAAUAUCUACCAGAUGUUGGAGGGAGGGGUUGGGGGUCUGAGCCAGAUUCCACACCUCACGUUCAGUCGCAGCCCUCAGCCAUCUUCCCUCUGGCUACCUGGCCUACCUCUCCUUCAGUCCCAGAAGAGAAGUCCUCUCACUGACCCAGGGAGCCAAGGACCAGCAGACCAAAAUGAGCAUGGGCUUUUUCAUCCCUGCUUUUCUUGAUAAAGAAGAGGAAAAAGCCACUAAAAGAUGAAAUAGUCAAGAAGAAAGGUCGAAGGUGGUCUUGAGGGGCAAAGGGAUUAGAUCCCCAGACACAGCAGGGCAGGUGACAACCUGUAGUGAUCCCCAACUCUCAGGCCAAGGAUGUGGCAGUGUAGCUGCUGCGGGGUGGGAGAGGCAGAAGGAUAGAGGACAAAAGGAAGAGAAGACUGAUGAUGAAAGACCAGGGCUUAGGAAAUUGGGGUGACAAGGACACUGUGGGGUCAGGGUCCCCAGAACUCUUGAGCCACAGGCCCCCGUGCCACUUUCUGAUGCUGCUCUGAAACAGUGUCCUGCUAAACCCCUCCUUGAGAGGCCCCACCAGGCCUGAGAGCACCAUGAUGCAGAGGGCUUGGCCCCGUGCAGGGCGAUGCAGCAGACAGUGUGAGAGUGCCAGCGUGGCUUGGGGAGGCUGAUGGAGAGCUGUGGGCAAAACCUGCAGUGUGCAGGGGUGGGGGCAUGCAGAGAGAGGGUGUGUGGUGUAGAAUGGAAGUGAUGCCGGGAUUCGGGGUCACCCUGUGAUAGGAACUGGCAGAGGCACAGGGCAGUGUGUGGGUACAUCAAGUGUGUCACCACAAGGCGGGCUGUGCAGCAGGGGAGGGCUCAGAGGCAGUGUGACAGAGGGUGAGAUGCAGGGGUUAAGGCCAGUCUGUGGCGGUGGGGGCACAGUGCAGCAAGUGGGGAAAUACAGUGAAAGGACCUGCGGAGCUGUGGGGGACGCAAAGUGAAGCAGAGUGAAAGAGUGAUCUGUCUGUAAGUGUAGCAUAGUGCAUGGUGGCAUGAUAGGAGGGCAGUUCAGAGGAUUGAUGGUCGACAGGUAAAGAAGUUCGAGGGGAAAGAGCAGUGUGGAACUGUGUCCAGAGGAUAGCAUGUGUGUAUUGCUGGCAGCCUGUGCUGUUUGGCUCGGUUUUGUGCCAAGUUCCAGGACUGGUUGCAAGUCUGGCCUGGUGCCAGGCCUAGAGUGUUUUCUACCUCACCUGACCCUCCUGAGGCUUGCUGCCCCCUAGCAUUCCAGGUGCCAUGUGGCACUCAGACUUGGCUACAGGGAAGAGACAGGCCAGUCCUCUCCUUCCAUGGCUUGGAAGGCUAUCAGAUCAGCGACCACCUCCUCCCAUCCCAGCCACUGAAGGGAGGUAGAGCAUUGCCCCAGGCUCGCUCUUUGAAGCCUAAGGGAGGGUGGUAUCUGAAUUUUUAAGUUGAAAGUUCUUAACCAGAUUUUCAAGAGUUUCAUAGGCAACUGGGCAGUGAGACGUUUCAUCCUACCCUGGGGUAAAUAGACCUUCUUCCUCCAAAAAAUGACUUCCCGCUAUGUGUGGUGGGUGUGACUACCAUGUCCCUCCUGUGUAUACACAUGUGCACGCAGAUGCACGCUUCACGCUUCAUGCUUCACCAGACCAAUGGCCUGACCGUUUCCUAAGAUGUUCCAUCCUGGGAGAAAUUUCCUCAAGAAUAGCUCCUCUUCUAGCAUCAGUUCAGAUGAACUCAACGAGCAUUUAUUAAUGGCUGCUGUGGCCAGGAUCUGGGCUAGGCACUAAGGACACAGGAAUUACUCAGACCUUGUCCCGAGGUCACAGUCAAGUGAGGAAAAGGGCAUGAGAUAUUGGUAAUGACCAUAAGAGAGGGAGACCUAAAAUGUUGAUGGGGUGCAGAGGAAGCAAAGACUACUUCUACAGGGAGGUCGGUGCCAGGGGUAGGAGUCAGGAAAUGAUGGAUGGGGAAGAUGGAGAUCGGGGAAGGAGAUUUCUAGGAAAAGAUGUACCUGAAAGCAGGAGCAUCCUGGGGAACCUUGUGCUUUGGGGAAAGACCUUUGGGAGUAUGGGUCCAGCCACUCAGAAGUGAUAGGCCCAUGCCUCUGUGUUCCCAGAGCUGAACUGGUGGUGGGACCAGUGGCUGACACUGGGCAGGUGUGCAGGGUACUGGUUCACUCUGCCCAACCCCAGCAGGCUACAGGUGGGCCCAGGUAUUGAUACUCUCAGUUUCUAUCCCCAGCUGCUUCUCCUUCUGAUACCAGGGUGCCAUACAAAUGUUAGCCUCUUCUGAGUGUACCAUGAUGUGCAUGAAACUGGCUGGAGUGUUCAGAAACAGGUGUUCAAAUCUAAUCUCCAAGGAGCCCUCCUUUCAGCACUUGAUUCUUUUAACUGCCGAAACCCUUAGGGUGGAGUUUGGGGUAGAGAAAGUACAAGAGAAAAGGAUAUUGGCCUUGAAAGCAGAGACUCUGACACACAAGCCCCAAACUACCAGCCAUGUCUAGGAUGCUCCCUAACCUCCCAAAACAAGGAAAAGUUGGCUCAAUUUAAAAAAAAAAACAAAAAACUGGUCCUUUGACCUAUCAGUGUGUCGAAGUCCAGCUCUCCUGGUGGCCUGGCUAGGACUGAAAUCCCAGAAUAGAGAUGCCUUCUCACCCAGCAUAGCUCUCACAAGGACUCAUCCUGCCUGGGGCUCCCCAAAGCAGCAGCCACCCUCACCCACUUAACAUCUCCACUUCUGUAAGAUUAAAGAAGAGUAGGGACAGUGGGCAAAGAAGGGAAUGAGUACGUGCUACAGGAAGAUGGUUUCUUAGGACCCUGGUUUGCCCAUCUGUGGAAUGAGUGGUUAGAUUAGAUGGUCUCAAACCCCUUCUAGGACUGAUGCUCAGCUGUUUAAUGGGGACUCCCUGCUGCUCUGUCACCUCUCCCUUGAGGGUCUGGAUCACCAGGGAUGAACAGCACCCAUAAGCAUUAGCCAGUUAACCCAGUUCCCUCCCUAGCUUGAUUUUGGUAACUUCCAUGUUUGAAAUCAUUAAAAUAUGCCCAAUUCCUUGGACAGAAGCACAACCGUUCAGAACUUAUUGGAGCAUGGGCUCAACCCCAGUCUGCCCUUUGGCCUCUUUACUCUUUCCACUUGGCCUAAGGCCACAGCCUCACACAAUGACCUUGGCCUACCCUACCCCCCCCCCAUGCCCCUUUGACAGAUCUCUGGAAGAAGAGUGCACAGCAAGAGGAAAACUAGCACUUCCUUCCUCUCUCUGGGCCUUCAUCCAUAAAAUGGAGGGCGGGGAGGAAGUGCAGCUGGCCAUGUGAGAUCUAAAGAAGCCUCCUACUGGGGCCAUCUUUCUGGGACUUGGCCAAACUCCUUGGAGCCUGGGGCCACAGUGGGCUGCUUGCUGAGGGGCCCAUUGGAGAUACAGGGCGUCAUGUGAUAUUUGGUGGUGUGUGUUCUUGUGUAUUUGUUGGUUACGUGUGUCUUGAAAUUUAGAAUCAUUUCGCACAUAAUUGUCGCUAUUUGUCGGGAAGAGAAAAUAAUGGGCUAGUAGAAGCCCAGUCUUAAGUUUUUGUCCUGUUGCCAUUUAAAAUUGACGUUUAAUUUUUCAAAUCACUGUUGGUGCCUAAUCACUUAAGUUAUUAAUUUAUUCUUUUUUCUUUAUAAAAAUUUGUAACACAUAUUUAUCUUGUGAGUAGGUCUGGGGGUGGGGUGGGAACGUGUUGAACUGGGUGAUGUUUUUGCUGUGGUGACACAUGGUACAGGCCUGGAGCUUGCAGGUCCCUUUUUACUGUGGUGUUGGAGCAGGACAACAAUAAAGUCCUUAGAAAUGCAAGCCAGAGAGAGCUGCCGAGUCUGCCUUGUCUGAACGGGUGCAGAACGGAUUCCAUACAGACUCAGAUCCCAGGUGGGCGCUCACCAGAGGGCUGACAGCGGCUUCUCCUUCCUCAAGAUAAUAUGUAGGCUUAAACACACGCUCUUGACAAAAAAAAAAAUCACCUCAGAAUCCUUGCUCUCAUGAACCCAGAAAAGUUUUACGUGCAGUCUGCUGCACUUUCAUUUUAAUAGGAAAUAACUCAGUACUUCUCUUGGCUAGAGGCAAAGAUGAAUCCUCUCUACUUUGGAA